Cimex lectularius (bed bug) is the source of this 1294-nucleotide messenger RNA. RefSeq names its product G-protein coupled receptor 143-like. NCBI's taxonomy places the organism in Eukaryota, Metazoa, Arthropoda, Insecta, Hemiptera, Cimicidae. Bases 132 to 1148 code for a protein of 338 amino acids. The record is from RefSeq and is a predicted model, not a curated record. Gene Ontology annotation, biological process: G protein-coupled receptor signaling pathway; melanosome organization; regulation of calcium-mediated signaling. The transcript has 8 exons. Gene Ontology annotation, molecular function: dopamine binding; L-DOPA receptor activity; L-DOPA binding. Gene Ontology annotation, cellular component: melanosome membrane; plasma membrane.
UGUUAUGCAAUAUGCAUGUACCUCGACUGUUGCAAAUAAUGAUCAUAUGUUGACAUACACUGUUUACUAUCCGGUAGAGUACUAUAGAACGAAAGCCGAGGCAGUCGUACUCCCCAUGCUAUAAGGACACCAUGUUCGACCCGUCCAUCCAAACGUUUUGCUGCUAUAAGGCCGGCGUCCCGAGCCCGUCGCUGGCGGUGAUGCUAGAGUUAAAUUCCAGGAGUUACAACACAGUCUGCCUCGUAUCUAGCAUUAUAGGGUGCAUCGGGGCCAUCUACCAGCUUCUGCCUAGAAGAGAUGCCUUAUUGAGCAGACGAUGGUACUCAAUGACUUCACUCAGAGGAAGACAAAUAAUUGUUUGGUUAGCAUUUGCCGAUUUUAACGCUUCUUUAGUACAAUUUUUAGGGGUUCUUAUAAGGUCAAUUGUGAAGCUAAACAGUCCGAUGAUGAUCUCAUGGGGAGAAAGCACGCAAGUGGCCUUUUGCGCCAUUUUAGCUGUGUGGAUAGAAUAUUUUUACGUUGUGACAUGGGCAUGGACCCUGUUUUAUGCUGUAGACACAUGGCUGGCAUUGCAGAAAAAAGCCGGCAUGCCGAAGUUUUAUCACUCGAUCGCUUGGACAGUUCCAGCGGCGCUGACAUCUUUCGGCCUGGCUUUUCUUUAUUACCCCGAUGCUGACUGUCACAAUUAUAGUACAAAGGCGACUCGUUCAGGUGAUGUGUUUUUCCGUCUCCUGCCCAAUUAUGUAACUAUAUACUUAAUAAUAACUCUGGUUAUGGUAACGAGCCCAUGUUUUUAUUUUAUGUCCGCUCGAAAAGUUGAUUUGUUCGUAGCCGAUUGCCUCCAUCAGGUGACUAGAAAGGAGAGAUCUGUUAUACAAUCGAUGAGGCUUAGAUUCGCACUCAUAAAUCUUUCAUUUUACGCCUGCUGGUUCCCAAAUUUAAUCAACGGUAUUAUUAUCUGGUCAAAAUGGUCCGACAUGCCGAGAACACUGUUAUUAGCCUUGUGGUAUAUAAUGGCUGUGACAAAUCCUUUGCAAGCUUUUUUUAAUUCCUUAGUGUACAGACAGUCGAACAUGAAAGUCUGCCUGCCAUUAGCAAAGGAAUCCAAUGAAGAAACACCUCUCAUACGUUCAAACAUUAAUACAUAAUUUACUUAUCAAUUAACAAAAUUGUGCCAUUUUAUCUCUAUUAAAUUUUUCACAAAAACUACUAGUUAUUUUUAAAAAAUUGGUUUCACAUAUGCAAACAAUUGUGAUAUUUUGUUUAGCAUACAAAAUUUUUUUAUAGAUUAUAA